Messenger RNA from Homo sapiens (human), 740 nucleotides. It is a transcript of the gene PAGE2B, whose product is annotated as PAGE family member 2B. Lineage: Eukaryota; Metazoa; Chordata; Mammalia; Primates; Hominidae. The transcript has 6 exons. The record is from RefSeq and is a predicted model, not a curated record. Bases 225 to 629 code for a protein of 134 amino acids.
UACCUCAUAUCUGGAGAUAUGUGUUUCCCUUCCCCUGCCUGCUUGUGAAAGCUAAAGCACUUGGGGCUGAGCCUGCAGACCACAGAUAAAGUUGCCAGAGUUUAUCGCCAUUGGGGUCUGACCACUCCCCAAGCUGAGACCAGGGCGUGGGAGAGAAGAGGAGCCCCUUCCUGGAAUCACGUCUGAGCAUCUGGCUAGAGCUGGCCCUGGCUAUUGGUGGUCAUAUGCCAUUUGUCACCAAUGCCUUACCAAAGGAACAGAUCUGUAACUACAGUGGAAUUUCAGUGGGAAAUAUGAGUGAGCAUGUGAGAACAAGAUCCCAAUCCUCAGAAAGAGGAAAUGACCAAGAGUCUUCCCAGCCAGUUGGAUCUGUGAUUGUCCAGGAGCCCACUGAGGAAAAACGUCAAGAAGAGGAACCACCAACUGAUAAUCAGGGUAUUGCACCUAGUGGGGAGAUCGAAAAUGAAGGAGCACCUGCCGUUCAAGGGCCUGACAUGGAAGCUUUUCAACAGGAACUGGCUCUGCUUAAGAUAGAGGAUGAGCCUGGAGAUGGUCCUGAUGUCAGGGAGGGGAUUAUGCCCACUUUUGAUCUCACUAAAGUGCUGGAAGCAGGUGAUGCGCAACCAUAGGUUUCAAGCAAGACAAAUGAAGACUGAAACCAAGAACGUUAUUCUUAAUCUGGAAAUUUGACUGAUAAUAUUCUCUUAAUAAAGUUUUAAGUUUUCUGCAAAGAAUCCUUA